Drosophila kikkawai is the source of this 3240-nucleotide messenger RNA. RefSeq names its product Cyclic-AMP response element binding protein A (gene CrebA). Gene Ontology annotation, biological process: regulation of transcription by RNA polymerase II. NCBI's taxonomy places the organism in Eukaryota, Metazoa, Arthropoda, Insecta, Diptera, Drosophilidae. Gene Ontology annotation, molecular function: DNA-binding transcription factor activity, RNA polymerase II-specific; cAMP response element binding. The record is from RefSeq and is a predicted model, not a curated record.
GAAUUUCACCGACAUUUAGUUUAGUACCGUUUUUGGCUGCAGUCGCACUACGGACAGUUUAUUCUAAUUGUGUGCUACCAUCCAUACAAAUUAUUGUUAAUCGCUAACGAUAUUAACUACACAUUUUAAACGCUAUUAUCCACGGGCCCCGAGCAAAGCCAUUUUGAAAGCGGUUCUUCCAUUCAACACACCACACACGAAACACACAUACAAAAUUCAAUUAAAUCAAUUGAAAUCGCAAUCAAGUCCAAAACUAAAUAACUAAAUGGUAAACGUUGAAAUCCAAAUAAAUAAUAACUAUUUUCUAUGAAAAUCGAGUGUUUCCGAAUCGGGAAAAAAAAGUUAUGUUAAUAAUUCAAUUAAUGUUAACGCCAAAUAUAUAAUCCGACAAGAAGAGCGCAUGCAACAAGUUAAAUCCAGCCAACCGGCCAACAGUUGUAAACCAAGUUAGAUCCGUACACAGAUACACCAAUACCAUCACACGAACGAGCGCCCGGUAUACACACACAAGCACACACCACACCACACCACACACACACACAGACUAUAACAAUGUCAAGUGAAAACAUUCUCUGGAAGCAACAGGUUUCCCCUUAAUAAGUGUUAUAAAGAAGCAACAGUCAUCACCCAGAACUGUUCGUUUGAAAAAAAAAAAUUAAGUAAAGUAAAGAGAGAGGUAGCCAGAGAGCGCGAGAAUUAAAGCAAGAAGAUAAAAUACGAAAAAAGUAAAAAGCCAGAGAAAAGAGAAAGAAAGAGAGAGGAGCCAGGCACAAUAAAAUCAUACGAAAAUAAUAGAAUAAUAAGCAAAAAAAAAAAAAGAAAAGAAAAGCAAAGAAGACAGUUUUUAAGUGGGUUAAAAUACAUAGAAACAAAAACAACAACAAAUUAGUGUGACUGCAAACCAAGUGGAACCGAGAAUCAAACCAAAACCAUCCCCAAAACCAACCGCAAGAUCCAACGGAAAAGAGAGUUCUUAGAGCGCUGAGAUCCGCAUAGCGCGAAGAACACCUCCAAGAACCAUGGAAUUCUACGAUGGCGACCUCAAAGAUAUAUGGGACUCCGACUUAGAUCCGGAAUCCUUGAAAAUUAGCCCCGAUCACGAUAUGCACGACUGGCUGUUCGAUCGCGACGUCAAGGAUGACACCGUCAUACUCCACGACAAGCUCAUCUCGGAUGCCCUGCUCAAUGGCACACAGCCGAUCAAGACGGAGCAUUCCUACAGUCUCAACAGCGACGUUGAUUCCCUGCCCGAUUCUCCAAAAAGCCUGCAGGCUAAGAUCGAGGACAUGGACGACGAGUGCUAUCCCGCCAUUUCACUGAAGACGGCCACCAGCGGGCGUGCGACCAUCGACCCCAAGUGCCUCACCCUCCACGUCCCGCCCACACAUGCCACGCCCAGCAGCCUGAGCCGGCUGAGCAGCAAUCCCGCCCUGAACGCCUCCGUUUCCGUCGCCGAGUUGACGCGAUCCGGACUACAGAGCCUGCAGGCGCAACAGUCGCACGGACACGGCUCCAGUUCCGGCCACGUAGUGGUGGCCUCCCUGGAGCACUUUCAACUACCUCAGCACUUGUACCACAACGACUGCAGCUCCUCGGUGUCGUCUGUGAGGGACGGCAGCAUGUCGCCAGACAUUUGCUCGGACAUCGAGAUCGACGAAUCGGUCAUCAAGGAUGAGCCCAUGUCGCCGGACUCUAGCUGCCCCGCCAGUCCCACAUCGCAAGCGAGCAGCUCGCAGCAUCAGCACCAGCUCAACCUUAAUCUGGCCCACCUGCAGACGGAAAUGCUAUUCGAGCAGAAGCACGGUGGCCUUUUGUUGACCGCCAGCAGCAGCAACAACAGCAACAGCCUCAUCAAAUCCCAGCAACGCCAGCAACAGCAUCUCCUUGGCCAGGGCGAUCUGCUGAUGACCAAAAUGGAGAUCAAGAGCGAGAAACAAAAUGCCAGCAACAGCAGCAAUAGCAGCAGCAGCAGCAACAGCAGUGCCAGCAGCAGCUCGGGAAAAUCCCAUGGCCAUGGCUAUGGUAUCCCGCUGACGCCACCCUCCUCCCUGCCCAGCGACGACUCCGAAGGUAACUUGACACCGGAACACUUGUUUUCGCCACUGUCGCCCAACGCUUCCGUUUCUAUAUCCGUGGCCAAUGCAGCCGGCGGCGAGUCAACCGUGCGAGUCAGCCGCAAUGCUGCCGGCAUCACGCGCUCCGCCAGCGCAUCCGGAUCCGGAUCCAGCUCCAGCACAACAACGACAACGACACGGCAGCCGAUCCACACGCCGUUGAUUAGUUCACAGCCGAAGGGUUCCACGGGCACACUUUUGCUGACGGAGGAGGAGAAACGCACUUUGCUGGCCGAAGGCUAUCCAAUACCGCAGAAGCUUCCACUAACCAAAGCCGAGGAGAAAUCACUCAAGAAGAUUCGGCGUAAAAUCAAGAAUAAAAUCUCUGCUCAGGAAAGUCGGCGCAAGAAGAAGGAGUACAUGGACCAGCUGGAGAGGCGUGUCGAGAUCCUGGUCACCGAAAACCAUGACUACAAGAAGCGCCUCGAGGGGCUGGAGGAGACCAAUGCCAAUCUACUUAGUCAGCUGCACAAACUGCAGGCCCUAGUUAGCAAGCACAAUGUGAAAAAGUCCUAAGGCCCCAAGGUUUCUGGUUUCCCGGAACUUGAGGUUCAACUUUGCCCCCCGCCUUCCCGAGAUAUUUGUAGAUUUUAAUAACAGUUUUUCGUUCGAUUUGAGAUCAGUCCUGGAGUUCCAUUAGGAGGAGUCUUUGUUUAUUUUUUGAUGUAAGAAUUUAUGCAACGACUACGAUGAUGAGGAAAUUUUAAAUGAGAAUUUUUUAUGAUCGGCUUUUUGGUUAGCACAAAGCGGUAAACAUUCCCCUCGCCCCGGCCCCUCCACUAAAAAAUUAUAUAUCUAUAUAUAUAUACAUAUUCCGCAAGAUUUAGCUCGUAUAUUUAAUGUGUAUGUAUGUCCUAGCCACUACUUGUAGAACCUCUAUAUAAUAUUAUAGCUAUAUAUAUAUAUGUAUAUUAGUCAUGCAUUCCUGUUAUAUAAACUUUGAUCUAGGCUGCAACUACAACAACAAUUACAAUUACAACUACAAUUAAAAUCGAGAAGCUCAAAACAGCAGAAGCAGCCAAUCCAGAGAAAGAAGCGUCUAAAGAGAAGCUAAAAUAACAAUAAUUGUAAUGAAACAAACAAACAAAAAAAAAAAAGCGAAAACAACAGACCAAAAAACGAAAAA